Messenger RNA from Dissoconium aciculare CBS 342.82, 1542 nucleotides. RefSeq names its product phosphoglycerate mutase-like protein. The record is from RefSeq and is a predicted model, not a curated record. Bases 1 to 1542 code for a protein of 513 amino acids. Gene Ontology annotation, molecular function: acid phosphatase activity. The transcript has 3 exons. Lineage: Eukaryota; Fungi; Ascomycota; Dothideomycetes; Mycosphaerellales; Dissoconiaceae.
AUGGCCUCGAUCUUCACAGCACGCCUUUGGUCUCCCAUUCAACAUAAAUAUAUUGUUCUUGCAGGCGAGGAGAAAGUUUUCAGCGAGCGGCCGGUUUCAACGCCCCUCGAACCGCAUUACAAAAGCAAAUCUAAGCAAAAAUUGACUUGGCCCAUCAUGCUGGGUGCUGCUAUCGUGUUGACGGCCUUGAUUGCCUCAAGUGAAUCCUUGAGCUUACCUCGCGCCACUGCAGACUCUUGUAGUUGCGAUUCCUUCGAUCAAGGCUAUCAGUGCAGCAACAACAUCUCGCACUUCUGGGGACAGUACAGUCCUUUCUUCAGUGUGCCGUCGAACAUCUCAACGGACAUUCCAGCAUCCUGCUCUGUGACCUUUGCGAAUGUGCUCUCUCGACACGGUGCCCGCGAUCCUACUUUGUCCAAAACAACCGCAUACAACGCAACCAUCGCCAAGAUUAAAGCGAAUGUCCGAAAUUAUCAAGGAAAAUAUGCAUUCCUUGCCAAUUACACCUACACCCUGGGUGCAGACCAGCUGACUGUAUUCGGCGAACAAGAAAUGAUCAACUCAGGCGUGAAGUUCUACAAUCGCUAUAGCGCACUCGCGUCUCAGAACGCCCCUUUCGUGCGCGCCGCUUCUGAGAACCGUGUCGUUGUGUCCUCGCAGAACUUCACCCAGGGCUAUCAUGCAGCAAAGGCUGCGAGCGGCUCGGAUCAGGCCUACCCUUAUCCUAUCCUUAUCAUUUCCGAAGAUGAUGGAUCGAAUAAUACACUCAAUCACGGCCUAUGCACCAAAUUCGAGACUGGUCCAAACAAGAACAUUGCAUCCAGUGCACAAGCCAAAUGGGCGAAUGUAUUUGUGCCGUCGAUUCAAUCCCGAUUGAACAAUGACCUCCCAGGCGCCAACUUGACGGUUGCCGACACCAUCGCGAUAAUGGAUCUCUGUCCUUACACCACUGUUGCAUCGGAUACUGGUACCGUUUCGGACUUCUGCGGACUGUUCACCGAGGCCGAAUUCCAUCAGUACAACUACUACCAGACUCUGAACAAGUACUACGGCUACAGCUAUGGCAACCCGCUUGGCCCUACUCAGGGUGUCGGCUUCGCAAAUGAGCUCAUCGCCCGCUUGACGAAUACCCCAGUACAGGACAACACAUCAACCAACCGCACUCUUGACAGCGACUCUGCCACUUUCCCCCUCGGUCUGCCGCUCUAUGCCGACUUCAGCCACGACAACGACAUGACCGCCAUCUACUCCGCGCUUGGUCUAUUCAACGGCACUGCACCACUUUCGAAUACUACCAUCACGGAAGCUGAGCAGGCCGGUGGUUACAGCUCAGCCUGGACGGUCCCGUUCGCGGCUCGCGCAUACUUCGAGAAGCUCUCAUGCUCCGAUUAUGAUGGCGAGUACGUUCGCGUUAUCAUCAACGACCGCGUCAUUCCUCUCAAGCAGUGUGGCGGCGACAGCUACGGCCGCUGUACCUUGACUGCUUUCAUCGACAGUCUGGGCUUCGCCCGAUCCGGCGGAAAAUGGAGCCAGUGUUUCUAG